Messenger RNA from Micromonas pusilla CCMP1545, 2445 nucleotides. RefSeq lists its product as uncharacterized. Bases 1 to 2445 code for a protein of 814 amino acids. The record is from RefSeq and is a predicted model, not a curated record. Lineage: Eukaryota; Viridiplantae; Chlorophyta; Mamiellophyceae; Mamiellales; Mamiellaceae. The transcript has a single exon.
AUGGACAUGCAGCGACGCCCGCGGCGUCGCGUUGGCCGGCGUGCGGCGCGCGCGCGGCCGAACGACGACGUCGGCGACGCGGCGGGGGCGGUCGUCGACGAACUCAUUUUGAAGCUGAACGUCGGCGUGUCCGACGCUUCAAUGCCGGAUCUGGAGCUCGCGCGUCAUCACUCCGCGAUGCGCGAGGGGGACUCGGACCCGGGCGGGUCGGACGACCUGCUCGUCCACCCCCUGGACCAGCACGCGCCCUCGCCGUCGCGUCACCGGCGCGUCAGCGCGAACCACGGCGGGCGUCAUCACGCGCGCGCGGUCGUGGACGUCGUCAGCGGCGUCGACCGAAGAGAUGCUGACGCCGUCCUGUGGCAUCUCAAUCGAGAGAGCCAGGCGCGACGACGCCGGACGCACGGCGCGCGACGACGCGCGACGGCGGCGUCCUCCGCGCGGCGUGAUCAUCAUCACGACGACGACGACGUCGUCGCCGCGGAGUUCGCGGACGCGUGCGCGCGACGCGCGGAGCACGUGUGGCGCGCGCGACGACCGGAUGGAGACGACAGCCUCCCGUCGGACGACCCGCGCGUCGUCGACGCGCAUCACGCGUCGCGCGGCGGGGUGUACCGCGCCUCCGCGCGAUUCGGCGGGAAGGCCGGGUCCUCGGAGGGCGUCGCGCCGCCGCUCCUCCGCGCGUGCCUCCGCGCGCUCCGACGCGCGUUCCUCCCGGAGGGGUACCCGCGCAGCGUCAGCUCGGAUUACCUCGCGUUCCAACUCUGCGACGCCGCGCAGGGCGUGUGCUCGUACGCGCGCGGGAUCUUGUGCUCGACCGCGCUGCUUCGCGGCGCCGGCGUCGGCUCGUCGACGGCGACCGCGGCGUCCGCGACCGCGCAGUUCGUGGCGAGGGACCUGACGUCGAUGCUCGGCGGCGUCGCGUUCGCCGCGACGCGGGGGCGGGCCAUGGACGCGGACGCGAAGCGUUGGCGGCUGUUCGCGGACGCGAUGAACGACCUGGGGAUGGCGAUCGAGCUCGCGUCGCCGGCGGCGAGGGCGAUCGCGGUGGCGGCGUUCUCGAGACUAGUCGCGGGCGGCGGCGGCGGCGGCGCGGAGAGUUUCUCCGGCGAUGGCGGCGGCGGCGGGUGGUGGACGUGGCAGACCCUCGGUCGCUUCGGGGCGGUCAGCGUCAAGAACGAAGAGGGCGUCGCCGCGACGACCGCCGGUUUCGGCGGCGACUACUACUUCCUCGUCGCCGCGUGCCUCGGCGGGUUGGCGCGGUCGCUGUGCGGGGUGACGUCCCGCGCGACGCGCGCGGCGCUGACGCAGCACUUCGCGGCCGGGGACGACGCGGGAAGAAGCUUCACGCGGGGCAGAACGGGGGGCUCUACAACGGGUUCCGUCGCGGACGUCGACGCGAAGGAAGGGACGCAAGAGACCGCGGCGACGUUGAUCGGUAUGGGCGCGGGCGUGCUCGUGACGCGGCUCGCCGCGGACGACGCGGCGGCGAUCUGGUUCUGGUUCGCUCUGCUCACCGCGCUUCACGUCUUCUUCAACGUCCGCGCGAUGCGGUCGCUGCGUCUUAACACGAUGAACCGCGUCGUCGUCAGGAUACUGCUGCGGCGGUUCCGGUGGCACCGCGAGCGCGGCGGCGGCGGCGGCGGCGGAGGCGAGGGGCGGGGGCGCGCCUCCUCCUCCGCGUCGGAGCACCCGCACUCGUCGGACGACGACGACGACGACGCGUACGUCGGCGGGGGCGCCGGCGCCGUCGCCGCGAUCGGCGAGGGCGUCAUGUCCAUUGCGGAGGUGUCCGCGAUCGAGCCGCUGCUCCCGCGAGGGUUCCGAUGGAUGUUCUGGCCGUGGAGUCUGCUGACGCCGUCGUCUCUGCCGUUCACGCGGCGGCGGCGUCGCGCGCGACUCGCGGCGGGCGACGGCGAGGGCGGCGGCGUCGUCAUGGGGUCGCGGCUGUCGAGCGCGUCCGACGCGCGUUCCGCGGUCGUCGUCGCGAACGCGUUGUCCGAGGCGACGGACGACGCGUACUUGAUAUUCCGGGAGGAGGAUCUGGAGAACGCGAACGGUCGCCGGAGAACGCGGAGAAUGCGAACCGGCGCGUCUCCGCCCGCCGCGCGCGUCCGCGUCGUCCUCCGACGCGGCGCGACCCCCGCGGACGAGUUGCGCGCCUACGCGCACGCGUGUUUGCUCGCGGGCGCGGCGGCGCCCGCGCCGCCGCCAGACGCGCCGCCGCCGACGCCCGCGGAGGAACGCCGUGCGUCGCGCGAGACGGAGGCGGGGAUGAGCGAGGAGGAAGCCGCGCGAUGGAUGCGCGACGUGUACCCGUCGUUCAUCGCCGGGUGCGAGGCGCGCGGAUGGGACGUCGGCGCGACCGCGUCGUUGGCGUCGGAGGGCGCGCGUCUCGAGUGGGGCGCGGACGCGAGCGCGGACGCGGGGGGGAGGACGGAAUGA